Messenger RNA from Chrysochloris asiatica (Cape golden mole), 693 nucleotides. Its product is annotated as protein FRG2-like. The coding region runs from base 1 to 693 and encodes 230 amino acids. Lineage: Eukaryota; Metazoa; Chordata; Mammalia; Afrosoricida; Chrysochloridae. The record is from RefSeq and is a predicted model, not a curated record. The transcript is spliced from 3 exons.
AUGGAAACCCAAGACCUGGACACCCACGCUCUCUCCACGGAGCUUCCAGGUGACCAUCCUUCCUGCCAGCCUAACUCCUUUGAAGAAAAGGUCUCAGAUGUGGAAGAGAAAGAGCUUGAAGGAAAACCCCAAACACUUUCUCCCCAGACAACGGAGAGUGGAGCUCCGAGGAGAGCAGAGCCCAAGAGAGCUGGCAAGUCCCAGGAAAGGAGGCCGAGAGCUCGGAGCAGGAACGGCAGCAGCUCGAGCCCAGGUACAGGAUUAUCUCUGGUGACCUCGGGAAAGAGGGACGACACGGACCCCGACUCUGUUGAGGAGACCCCGGCUGCCCGCCGCAGAGGCCGCUCCAGGGCUCGCCGUGUGCACCGCAAGCGGCCCCGAGCCUGGUCCCCAGGAGACCAGCCACCGCCACUUCGGAGAAGCCUGGUGACCACCCUGCGGACUCUGUCCGAGGCCAUCUACCAGGAUAUGGUCCAGGUGCGGGCCCAGCAGGCACAGGCCCCGCUGACCUGGGAGCAGCUCUUGUGGCUGUCCCAGCUCCGGGGGUCUCUUCACGCCACCAUCCAGACCUUCUACACCCUGGCCAACCAGGCGGCCUACGUCUUUCCUGCUGAGAGCUGGCUGACCCCGACCCCACUGCCCGUCCCCAGGGACCCAGCCCGGCACAGAGAAGAAGCCCAGGAGGAAUCCUAG